AUGCGGCUGUUUAUGGCGGUCAACUCGGUCACCUACGACCAUCCCGACCCAUCCAUCGGCACGGUUUUGUCGUCCUACACUUCCACACCGGGCCUGGCGAACGUGGACUUUGUGAUAUUCCCGCCCCGGUGGCUUCCUGCAGAAGGCACUUUCCGACCUCCUUGGUUUCAUCGAAACUGCAUGAGCGAGUUCAUGGGCCUGCUUACAGGCAGCUACGAUGCCAAGCCGGACAGCUUUGUGCCCGGCGCGUCCUCGAUUCACAACAGGUACAUUCCGCAUGGUCCGGAUGCUGCGGCGGUGGAGACGGGCACGGAGCGGGACACCUCGAAUCCAGAGAGGUGGGGUCCAACCUAG
Symbiodinium necroappetens is the source of this 354-nucleotide messenger RNA. NCBI's taxonomy places the organism in Eukaryota, Dinophyceae, Suessiales, Symbiodiniaceae. The record is from the annotation of a GenBank genome assembly.